UUGAAUCAAUUUAUUGCCUUUUUAAACAUUUAACCCUAAAAUUAAGCAAACCAUUCGACGUGUUAUUAGUAGAUGUAUCAAGAUUUGUCAAAUUAUGGAACUGACAUCGUGUUUUUGUCGUUAUUAAAAAGCCCGUUUGUCUCGUCGCUCAGAGAAGCUUUGUUGACGUUACAUGUUUUGUUGAGAGAGCCUUUACGCAAGCGUCAUAACUACUUAAAACUAGUUAAAGAGCUACUUACUACCGCGAUCUGUGAUACCAUGGUGUGGGAGGUGGUGACUCCGACGUCCAGUGUGAUUAAACACACCACAAGUGACUCACACACUGAACAAACAGAGAUGAUGGCUGUUGAUGAUGAUGCCCAGUCAAGAGAUCUGCUUCACUGCGAGGAUCACUUUUCUUCCUCUCCAACAAUACCAACCAGUGACAGCUACAUAGAAUAUGAUGACCUGCCUGAGCUACAGCAGGUCCCAGAAGAGACCCCCCUAGUGUUUCAGAUGGAAGCUGGAGUGUCCCACCAAGAGCUGACCUCUGACCCCGACACACAGAGACUGACCCAGCUCGCUCUGAUUGCCACUGGACCACAGAGUCCCCUGCUGCAGGAGGAUACACACAGCAGCUCAUCAUCGUUCAGCUGCAGUAGAGAUCUUCAUUCAUAUGCUAGGCCUCCGCCUGAGCCUCACUGCAGUUUGUCUCCCUCUAGAGGCUGUGGCAGGGAGCGCAGACACAGCAGGACGAGCAGUGAGUGUGGCUCUGCAGUAUCGACCCGCUCCUCUCUUUCUGACGAUGAAGACAUGGGCUGGAACUUCUCCUGGCCCUCCACUGUGUGGCACUGUUUCAUCAGAGGCACUCAGUUACGUUUCAUCAGCAACAGUAAAAGUAAUUGGCAGGACAUUGAGGACCUGAAGAGUGAUGAACUUUCUGAAGAAGAAGAACAAAUAUUCAAGAGUUAUGGCUCAGAGGGACUACAGCUGAUGGAACAUUCUGAGACCAUGUCAUGUGACCAGCCUGUACUCGAGUUGACGUUUAACCCUGGACCGUUUGGGCACAGUUUCUUGACAGCGCGAUGCCAACUUGACCACCCGUUCUACGUCAAAAACAAAGGCUGGUCUUCGUUCCACCCGAGCCUGACCGUGAUGCAUUAUGGGAUACCGUGUUAUGAGAUGGAGGUGGGAGACGUGUGUUUGCCUCCAGGACACAGAGAUGCCAAACACUCAGAUGACUCCCCUGUGCUGGACACUUUCAGGAGUUACUCGUUCACCCCUCUGGACUCGUCUGCAGUGUAUGUGCUCAGCAGUAUGGCCCGGCGGAGGAGGGAGUCUCAGUCCAGCUCUGACACUGUAUCUCCAGACAGAAACAUUGCACAUAGUUCACACAGACCAGGCCCCUCCCACUCUCCUCAUCACAAACCAAUCAGAAGCCAGAACAAAGAAUCACCAGGAAGUAACGUUGCCACAUCCUCAAAGAGUAAACGACCCAUGAACGCCUUCAUGCUGUUUGCUAAAAAGUACCGGGUUCAGUACACGCAGAUGUACCCAGGCAAAGACAACAGAGCCAUCAGUGUGCUGUUGGGGGAGCGGUGGAAGAAGCUGCGCAGUGAGGAGCGCAGAGUCUUCACGGUUCAGGCCAAAGCUUUAGCCGACGAGCAGAAGAGGAUCAACCCCGACUGCUGGAAACGCAAACGUACCAACUCCGGUUCACAGGCAAACUGAACCACCAUAAAGAGGUGAAUUUAACACAGCAACCUGCAGCCAGUCCUACAGUCUCCUCCAGAUUUUUCUACAAAUUAGUAAUUCUUCCUUAUUUUGUAAUGGUGUUUUUGCUUCAAUCAGGGACAUCUUUUUGUAAAGAUUGGUGCUAUAGCCUUUCAAACAACUUGAUUUUAUAAAAUUUAAAAGGGGGAAGAUUCUACCAGUAUUUUGGCUCAGUUUGUGUGUACUAACAUUACUUUUUUUUUUUAUUGCAUAGAGUAGCCAAUGCUACAUUUGUUUUCUUCACAUUUGUUCAUUCUUCCAGAUAAUUUCAAUUUUUUUUUCUUUUAUUUACUUGAACAUCUGUUAUGCAUACAUUUUAUGACUUUGUGUACAAGAAAGUAGAUAUUUAGCCAAAUCACUGUCUUCCAAUAUACAGUAUGGCCCUACUAAAGUAAUGCCAAAAUAGACAAAAUUUGCUAUAUUUAAUAUCUUUUAUUUUAAAAAGCAACAUAAUUUUCAGUUAUAUUUCAUAUCAUAGUUCAUUUAUGUAGUUAAGUUUUGUAUUUAAAAAUAUUUAUCAGUUGAAAUGUUAAUGGGCAACUACCUGCACUUCAUUAUCCUUAAAUGUAGCUAAAAUGCUUUGACACAUAACAUUGUAAACAUACAGUAAAACCCAUAUUAAGAUCACAUUUCAGAUAUUGCAAUGGAGUGAUGUAAUUGCCUAGUGCUGUUUGAAAAUGUUUCUAUAGCAAACAGUGAGCAAAAAGUUGAUAUCAAAACCCUGGAUGAAGCAUCAGAAUCUACAAAGCCACGUCAACAUUCCUUCAUUAGUGUCUGCAGUUAAGACUUGACUUAUACAAAAGUGCUUAUAUAAUUACCACAUAGAACCCCAUUUGUGCCUAUUGUGUGAAUAUUGCCAAUUAAACAUACAAAAAACAUUAUUACAGACUAAAUACAUUAGUUAUUUGUAAUAUGGUAUGUGGUUCAAAGGCUAUGUUCACAUUACAAUGAAAAAUAAUCAUUCAUAUACAUAUAGAAAACAUAUUAUACUAUGCAAAUAUUAAUAUCCCCUUUACCAAAAUGAAUAUUUGUAAUGGUCAAUAUGCAAUUUUUUACAAAAUAUUGACUACUUUUUUCUUUGAGUGUGGACAUAACCUUGUGUUUUAAUUGUGUGACUUUUUCAGUUAUCUUUAUAGUAAUAAUCACAAUACUAAUUAUUCUGUUUUAGUUCUAUUCAAUGUAAGGGCUUUGAAAUUCUUAAAAUGUGUGUAGCUAUUUAUUCUAAUGCACUGUAUUCACUUUAUCUACUGGGAUGUUGCAGUAUAUUAUUGACACAUGUAAUAUGACAAAGAUAUAAGAUAUAUUUUUGAAAAUUUUUCUUGAAGACAUACUGAUAAUUAAAUAUAUUUUUGGUUUUCUUGCCAAUAUUCGAUGUACAGGUCAAAUAUGGGACAAUGUAAUGCAAUAUAAUGUAUGACUUCAGAAUAAAAGCAUGAUCCACCCA
Boleophthalmus pectinirostris (great blue-spotted mudskipper) is the source of this 3196-nucleotide messenger RNA. Its product is annotated as HMG box-containing protein 1-like. Gene Ontology annotation, biological process: regulation of transcription by RNA polymerase II. Gene Ontology annotation, molecular function: DNA-binding transcription factor activity, RNA polymerase II-specific; protein binding; RNA polymerase II cis-regulatory region sequence-specific DNA binding. The transcript has 13 exons. Lineage: Eukaryota; Metazoa; Chordata; Actinopteri; Gobiiformes; Gobiidae. Gene Ontology annotation, cellular component: nucleus. The record is from RefSeq and is a predicted model, not a curated record. The coding region runs from base 73 to 1710 and encodes 545 amino acids.